AUGGCUGCUGCAGAUGCUUCUUCAUUCUGCAACCUCAUCCAAUUUGUACCACAGCUGACAGGGAAAGAACGUGAAACUGAACAAAAGAACAAAACAGCAUGCACAUCUGAAGUUGAUGAAUGUGGAGAGGAUAUUAAGCAUUUUUAUGAAGCACUUGUGAGCAGCGAUGCAGCAUUCAACAGUCAAGUGACAGAUUCUAACCCUGAGAUUAAUGUAAUAAAGACAAACAAGAAAGACAAGUUGGAUUCUGUCUCACCAGAGAUAAACCCUUCAUCCUUAAUAACAGCUUGUAAUAAUGAUAAGGUAGCUAGACCUAGAAAAAGAGAAAGAACUGUUAGCUCCAAAUUACAUGAACACAAAGCUGCAACACACCAGACGUCUACAGCACAAAAUUCAUAUCUUCCACACAGUCAGACAUUUAAACUCCUCCAGGCUGCUCAGAUGGGUGAGUUAAAGCAGGUGUCUGCACUCCUUACCAAAGGAGUUAAUGUGAAUUGCCAAGACUACUUUGGGUGGACCCCACUAAUGGUCGCGGCAAAACAAGGCAAUGAUGAAAUUGUCCAAUAUUUGUUGAAGCAUGGCUGUGACCACACUGUGAGCAGUCUCGAUGGACAUACAGCAGUGACGUUAGCCAGGUUGGGUGGACAUGAACAUAUUGUUGCAACAAUCUUAGAUUAUUCACGCUGUGAUUUACAUGAAAGAAUCGCCACGUCAAAUCUUGGUGCUGAACAAGAGCCAGACUUGCGACCUGAUGAUGUUGCGAAGGAGAAAUCUUCAGGAGGUACAUAUUUCUGCCAGAUCUGUAAACGUGAAGUUUCACUUAGUGAAAAAUCACAUGAAACAUCAACUGUUCAUUUGUUCAACAGUGGUCACAAAUCAAAACAGCCAUCAUAUCUUCUGCCAGAAACAAACAAAGGUUUCGAUAUGCUGCUGAAAAUGGGAUGGCAAGUUGACAAAGGAUUAGGUCCGCAUGGAGAUGGUCCUAAAUAUCCUGUGAAAACUGUUUUAAAACUUGACAGAAAGGGACUUGGAAUUGAUAAUUGUGCAAAGAAAAAAGCUAAAAUUACACACUUUAAUCCAAACGAUAAAUCUGCUAUUGAACAUCGCAGUGAAAUACCUGUGAGAACAAUUUCUGCCAGGAAGGCUGCACAGUUUGCAAACAAAGCUAAAGAAAAAAGAGAUCGGCAACGUGAAAGGCGUCUAAGAUUUGAGUUUAAUGACAGAUAA
Candidula unifasciata is the source of this 1227-nucleotide messenger RNA. The record is from the annotation of a GenBank genome assembly. NCBI's taxonomy places the organism in Eukaryota, Metazoa, Mollusca, Gastropoda, Stylommatophora, Geomitridae.